UAGCGCCAUCUACAGUUCACUAGCAUAGCAACUCAACUCGAGUAGGGUAAACAAAUUCAGAAUCAAGAACUAAAAAUUGCUUUUCUACUUCAAACCUUCAAAACAUUCUACGGCCUUCCUAAAUAGAGAGUGUUGUAAUAAGCAUCCGACGGGACUAUCAUUGGUCUUUAAAUUAGCCAUGGCAACAAAGCAAGAGGAUCUAGAAGGGCCACUCCCUCCAGCGGGGGUCAGUUCCCGUCCACUGAGAGAUGUCAUGGAAGGCAUCUUUCUGGAGCAGAAGUAUGACAUCUUACUUCGAACCAAGGGUCACCUGAACCACAACCGCCUUGCGAAGCCCCCCGAGCUGGCAACCCACAAGCCCUGGGAGAGUUCAGGCAAGGAAGUACCCCUGCUGCUUGCUCCGAGCAAGCUACCUUCACCAAGAAGGGCUCAGAGUAAAGAAGAAGAAAUGGUACAGGCCUUAUAUCACUUCAGCACUGGGACAGCAGGGAGCAUGCCCCACCCCACACCUGCGGACUUGCAAACGGACCAGAGAAUGGCAAAAACAUCCUCCAGUAGUCCUCGCUUUGCUAGCAGAGCCAGAUCCCAUGGAGCAUCCAAAUCAGAUGCUAGGAUGGAUUCCCCAGCUUCGUACAUUGAUGAUGGCGUUUGCGUUGAAGAGCUAGCAAUGCCCGAAAUAAUGCUCCCAGUCUCUCGACAAAAAACAACUCGGGGGCUCUCGCGGACUCAGUCUCCCCCUCACAGGCUGCCUCCAUUUGAGAAGAGGGAGGAUAGGAGCGCUGGAGGGAAGGACUUGCACAAGCAACAAUUUGUACAAAGUCAUCUGGCUGGAAUAACCAAAAAAGAUCAGCUGAAUAGGUUUCUGGACUUUCAGAAGAAUGUACUUAGGAAAGAAGAGAUGUAUGAGAAAGGGGUCUUAACAGGAAGAAAGGCAGUUGAACAUUUGGAGAGAAAAUUAUAUGAGAAACUGCAGGAGCUGAGUGUUGAGACGAGGUUCAGUGCGCCCAACUUCCAUCGGUUGCAGAUCUACAGUGAUGUCUGGGAUGAACUCAUUGAAGAAACACCUACCUUUGCAAAGGUUCUCCAAGACAUCAAGAGUGAGUUUGAUCUGUACAUGGGGUCUAUCCUGGACACACAGCCUCACAAACACAGUGAGAUCCUAAGCCAACAGGUCAGAGGACUGACCGCUAGUGGUGUGGUCCUGCCUGGUGAGCUGACCAUUGGUCAAGAAGUGGUGAAGAAGAUGGAGAAACAGACCAAAGAUCUGCUUGAAGAGAAUGAAAGGUUACGUGAGAAACUGCGACAAGAGCAAUACGCAGUUGCCCGUCUCCCGCAAGUCAUUGUCAACACUGACCCCUACGCCAAGAGUGCUAAUUCCAAGGAGGAGGAGAUAGUCCUGGGCCAUGGCGAUCAGGUCCUGGAAUACCAUAAUGAGAUCCUGGCCUUGCAGGAAGAGAUAGAGGAGCUGACCGAGGACCUUCACAAGCACCAUGUUCCUCGGUCUAUCUGUGAUCACAUGGAAGGCUGUUUGAGGGAUACAGAGGCUGAGGUGCUGAAACUACUAUCUACCAAUGAGUACCUGGAGAAGACAAUACAGGGUCUUGGGGUGGAUGUCGAUAAGCUUCUUGAGAGAUAUGAUGCACCAGAUACAGAUAUAAGAGCCAUCUGGAAGAGCAUAAACACUGCAGGGACAACACCAUUUCCUGGUGUAUUCUGAGUGUUCCAGGAGACAUGCUGUCACCUGUCACAGGAUGUAGAGGUACUGACCAUCCCCAAGGAAUUGUUUUGAAUGGGUGAAUUGAACAGUGAGAACUCCAUCAUCAGUGUGCAUCCUCCAUGUAUUUCAGUUGCAACAUCCCACCGAGCCCGUACACUAUUCUUUGCCAUCUUUGGGAUUAUGGAGUAUCCUUACAGCAUUCCACGUAAUGCAGCAUUUGUUUACUAGAUCAAUGAAUGUAUCAAGGAAACAUGGUCUCAUGUAUUAGCUUUAACGAGCAGCACACCUUGUACUGACUCCAGAAUGCUGUAUUCUUGGCCUUUUGUUUAUAUUAUCAUCAUCCCAACAGUGCAUCUUGUGGUUCAUGAAUUCUGAACUGCAUUUUGUAGAACCAAUGGCAGCACACCUCACACCAUGUAUAGACAGUCCUUUCUUGUUUUUGCUAGGAAUAGAGUAUGCCUGAACAUUCCAGAAGGUGCAGCAUGAGAUGACUAAAGCCGAUUAGUCUUUUGUUAAGCAUACUUGAAGCCCCAGUUAGAAAUUACCAUAAAUAGCAGACCUUAACUGACUUGGUCAAUGUUAUUCAACUUUAAAAACCCUGUGGGUAGCAGGGGCCAUGGAAUGGUUUUCAAAGUGGGGUGAGGGGGUCUUACAAAGCAAAAAAUCACAAUCAUAUGGUCAUUUUUACGUUUUUG
This is a messenger RNA of Lytechinus variegatus (green sea urchin), 2412 nucleotides long. RefSeq lists its product as uncharacterized. The transcript is spliced from 8 exons. The record is from RefSeq and is a predicted model, not a curated record. The coding region runs from base 179 to 1717 and encodes 512 amino acids. Lineage: Eukaryota; Metazoa; Echinodermata; Echinoidea; Temnopleuroida; Toxopneustidae.